CGUCGGAGACAUACGAUGGUGAUUUGGUUUGAUUCCCAAGCGUGAAGAUUGCAGGACAGGUUGAAUGUCGUCUGAUACUAAAUAUUGCAGACAUUUGGAGGACUAUGUGAACUGAUGGUAUGUUGCUGCAUCUAGAGUGGGUUAUCUUCCCGUCUCCACCACGGGGCGCUGCAAGACCAUGCCGGUCAUUCUUCCUCUCCAUACCAAGGUGUCACUCGACCCAGAUGCGCAGAAGCUUCUUGCGGCUCUCCCGAGCCUGGAGGCGCGACUGCCCAGCAAGGGGUACGAGAUUGCCUACCUCCGCCGCUUCCUCCGCUCCAAGGAUCUCCGCUACUUGAUGCAUGUGUUCCGUCGUUUGAGGAGUGUUAGACGUCUUCGUCCAGUAGCCGAUUUUUCUGUUGCGCAAGCAGCCGAGGUGUUUUGCACGAUCCGGUUCCGAUCGGAAGACAGCCAUGUCCAAGAACUCCUUUAUAUUUUAUCACGACCUCAUCUUCAGGCUUUACUCUACACCCACGAUAAGGUGGCGUCCAGUGAUUAUGAACCUAGACUGGAUCCCAGUCCUGUUGACCGUGAUGAAGACCAGGCAGCAGUUAAAAUAAUCCGACUCAUCAAAACCAACGAACCUCUCGGAGUCACCAUCCAGCUGUGUGAGGACUCCGACAGCCUUGAGAUCGCUCGUGUCUUGCACGGUGGAGCCGCAGAUCGAAGUGGUCUAAUUAGAGUUGGUGAUGAGCUACAGGAAGUAAAUGGGGUUUGUGUCAAAGGUCAAAACCCUGAUGAUGUCAUCGAAAUGUUGACAAGAAUCACAGGAGCUGUUACCCUCAAACUAGUUCCCAGUCACUUCAGAAAUGGUCCCGAGCACAGGCCCAGUCAGAUGAGAGUAAGAACCCUUUUCACGUACGACCCCGAAUCUGACCCCAAUAACCCGUGUCCAGAUGCCAGUCUUGCCUUUACUCGCGGUGAAAUACUCCAUAUUGUAAACCAGGACGACGCCACCUGGUGGCAGGCCAGAAAAGAAGGGGAGAUAAUCAGCAGAGCUGGCCUCAUUCCAAGUAAACAGUUGCAAGAAAGUUAUAUUAUGAAGAUUAAACGAGAUGAGCAAGAAACUCUGGAAAAGAGUGGCAUGAGAUCAUUGAGCCCAUGUCGAUAUAGCCCAAAAAUUCCUCGUCAGAAAAAACUACGUAAAACAAUGUACCACACUGUUCAGAACUUAGAUUAUGACACUGAGGAAAUACCUACGUACGAAGAAGUGGAACUCCACCACAUGAAGCCCAGGACAUUUAGACCGAUUGUAUUAAUUGGGCCCUCUGGUGUUGGGUGUAAUGAGCUGAAGAGAAGACUCAAGGCCAGUAACCCAUGUCACUUUCACGAAGUUGUACCAUACACGAGUCGUCCUAAGAAACCAUUUGAGGAGGAUGGGCAGGAAUACCACUUCCUGUCAAGAGAAGAUAUGGAGAAAGACAUUUUAGCUCAAAGUUUUGCAGAAUAUGGCGAGUACAAGGGGAACCUGUACGGUACAAGUCUCGACUCCAUUCGCGCUGUGAUAGCAGCAGGCCAGGUGUGCCUUCUCACACCACACACUCAGGCACUGAAGUUCCUGCGAACUGCUGACAUUAAGCCUUAUAUCAUAUUCAUCAAACCACCAAGCCUUGAGAACCUGCGUCUGACACGACUGGUCCACCGUGCCCGGACAACCGUGGAGGAAGACGUGACGCGACCAUUCACUGAAGAAGAGCUUCAACAGAUUCUGGAAACGGGUACCAGGAUAGAAGAGCGGUACGGCCAUCUGUUUGACAAUGUGAUUGUUAACGAGACUAUCGAAGAUGCAACGGCCGAUCUCGUACAGAUAGCCGAGCAGAUUGAGAAAGAUCUACAGUGGAUUCCCAUUGGCUGGAACCAAUAACACACUGAUUUUCAUUGGCUGGAGCCAGUAGCAGACUGAUUCUCAUUGGCUAGAGCAAGUAGCAGACUGAUUCUCAUUGGCUGGAGCCAGUAGCACACUGAUUCUCAUUGGCUGUAGCUAUAUUGCCAUUGGCUGAAGUCCUAAUCACAAAAAAGUCUAUUGGAUGAAGUCCUAAACAUGUUGAAUUUCCAUUGGCUAAAGUUUCAAACACAGGUUGAAGUUAGAAACAGACUGGAUUUCCAUUGGUUGAAGUUUUAAACACAGUGGAUUCCCAUUGGCUGAAGUCCUAAACACAAAAUUUCCAUUGGCUGAAGUUUCAAACACAGUGAAUUCCCAUUAGCUGAAAUUAACAACAUAGAGGAUUCCAAUUGGUUGGAGUUGGUCAUGUGAUCUUUUUUUCA
This is a messenger RNA of Gigantopelta aegis, 2304 nucleotides long. Its product is annotated as MAGUK p55 subfamily member 7-like. Gene Ontology annotation, molecular function: protein binding. NCBI's taxonomy places the organism in Eukaryota, Metazoa, Mollusca, Gastropoda, Neomphalida, Peltospiridae. The record is from RefSeq and is a predicted model, not a curated record. Bases 179 to 1903 code for a protein of 574 amino acids. Gene Ontology annotation, cellular component: plasma membrane; cell-cell junction. The transcript has 18 exons.